UAUAGUUGCUUGACUUUUUCUCUUAGUCUUAGGUAACUCUGAAGAGUCAGGAAUUCAUGAUUUGGGGCCUUUGACCAAAAUUUUGGGAUACCCCAACUUUGUAUUUAAGUCUUUAGGCUUCCUUGAGGGAGCUAUGUGCCUUGUGCUUAGUUACAUUCCAUUGUUGCAAUAACUUUUGUCAUUGAUCUAAUUCUCUUUUACUUCUCUACUUACUUUCAUCAUAACAAAAUAGAAUAUGAGUUCGUUCUUUGAUGAACAGGCACCAUGUUGUGGAACUCAUUUUUGGGUUAUGGUAAUCAUGUGUUGGAUCUUUGUACUAUUUGCUGCUAUCACAUCUGGUUUAGCUCUUGGGCUCUUGUCCUUUAGCCAAGUUGAUCUUGAGGUUCUUGUUAAAGCUGGCCAACCUCAUAUCCAGAAAAAUGCUGCAAAGAUUAUGCCAAUUAUUAAGAAUGAGCAUUUACUUUUAAGCGCCCUCCUCAUAGCUAAAUCAUUGGCAUUGGAGGGGGUUUCUGUUUCUAUGGAGAAAAUGUUCCCAGAAUGGCUUGCAGUAAUCAUAUCAGCUACCCUUUUAGGUAUCAUUGCUGAGAUUAUCCCUCAAGCAUUGUGCUCUAGAUAUGGUUUGAGUGUUGGGGCAACCAUGACUCCCUUUGUGAAAAUACUUCUGUUGAUUUUCUUCCCCAUUGCAUAUCCAAUUAGUAAGGUGUUGGAUUGGCUUUUUGGCAAGGGGCAUAGUGCACUUCUAGGAAGAGAAGAGCUCAAGGCUUUGGUUCAUUUACAUUCCAAUGAGGCAGGUAAAGGGGGAGAGUUGUCACUACAUGAAGCUACAAUAAUUGCUGGAGCAUUAGACUUAACAUUGAAGACUGCUAAAGAUGCCAUGACACCAAUAAGUGAAACAUUUUCUCUUGACAUUAACUCCAAACUCAACAUGCAUACAAUGGCCUUGAUAAUGAGCAAAGGUCACAGCCGUAUACCAAUUUAUUCUGGAAUACCAACAAAUAUUGUUGGUAUUAUCCUGGUCAAGAAUUUAAUCUUCUGUCGUUUGGAAGACGAAACGCCUAUUAAACAUAUGACGAUUAGGAGAGUUCCUAGAGUAGGUGAAAAUUGGCCACUAUAUGAGAUCUUGAAUCAAUUUCAAAAGGGUCAAAGCCAUAUGGCUGUUGUCAUCAAGGGUGAAGUGAACAUCAAAGAUGCUGCAACUGAUUCACAUGGACUUCGCGCCUUUGAAAUGGUUGAUUAUACUAGUAUGUCAACUGAUGCAUCAAAUUUGACCUCACAAGAAACAGAAUAUUAUAGUGCAACACUAAAGAAUGCCAUGAAGCUAGAGGGUGACUCGGAUGCAUUGCGCGCAAGAUCACGAUGCGAAAGUGAAGCAAACACAUCAUUUGAGAACGUGGAAGCUCUUAAUGUGCAUGAAGAAGUAAUUGGGAUAAUAACAUUGGAAGAUGUUAUGGAAGAGCUACUUCAGGAUGAUAUACUGGAUGAAACUGAUCAAUAUGUUGAUGUUCAUCAAAAUAUCAAGAUCAAACUGCAAAAUCCAAGAAGAAUGUCAUCAGGGUCCUCCAGAAGAUCCUCAAAUUCUAAUCAAUGGUGGAGAAAUUCAGACGCAUCUCGAGUUUGCUUCUUAACUCCUACAUAUGUUUCACCCAUUUCGGAAACUAACCAGAACUGAACAAGAGCCAAGUCUCUCCUCAUGAUUUGAUUUUGAUCCAAGGGGGAAGAUGAUAAAUGUUGCUAAAUCAUCACAAGUUACAAAAGAUUAAUGUACUUUACAUCAUUUUUCUCUCAUUCCUAUUAGUACUAUUAGUUUUAUACAUGUUCUAAGUCCUGACUUCAUUAACAAACCAAUACUCUUGAAAGGUUGAGUUUUAGAAGACUCGUAUCUUUUUUUCC
Messenger RNA from Arachis duranensis, 1890 nucleotides. RefSeq names its product DUF21 domain-containing protein At2g14520. Gene Ontology annotation, biological process: magnesium ion homeostasis. The coding region runs from base 236 to 1669 and encodes 477 amino acids. Gene Ontology annotation, cellular component: intracellular membrane-bounded organelle. The record is from RefSeq and is a predicted model, not a curated record. The transcript has 12 exons. Lineage: Eukaryota; Viridiplantae; Streptophyta; Magnoliopsida; Fabales; Fabaceae.